GGCAUAGCAUGAGGAUGUACAUUGUUACAUACGCGCUUAUAAUGAGCGUGAUGAAUCUACAGAGAGGAGCUAAUUGCCAAGCUCUUUUUCCAAACGAUGGCUGCAACGUAGAAGACACAGAGAGAUUGCGAGAGGAAGUAACGAGACUAAGGACUGAAAUAAAUGACUUAAAAAGUUACCAUCCUCUUGGUAAAAACUAUUCGACAAAGGUUGGCUUUACUGCGUAUAUUGGUAGUCAACCCAGCGUAAAUGCAAAUGACAUUUUGGUUUAUACAGAUGUUAGAAGCAAUAUUGGAGGCUUAUAUGACAAGGAUACAGGGGUAUUCCAGAGCGACAGACCCGGAAUGUUCGUUUUCUUUGUCUCACUCGAGUGCAAAGUUGAACGUGUAGAUAUUAGUCUCAUUAUUGACGACAGAAGAGUUGGAGAAACAGCCUGUUUUAGUGAUAAUGUGUUUAACAUUGUAUCGUUUUCAGUCGUUUAUAACUUGUUGAGUGGAUCAAAAGUCUGGAUAAAAGUAACACUUGCAUCUAAUGCUUAUGUGUACCGAAAAACAAGUUUUGGAGGUUAUUCAGUGUAAAUCCCUCGGGUUAAAUCUUUUUGAUUUUGGAUUUUUAUGCGUCCGAAUCGAUAGAUUCGUUUUUGUCCUGUCUGUUUGUUUAUUUGUCUGUCUCUCUGUCUGUUGUCAACUUUAUUCUUCGCCAUAACUUUUGAACAGUGAGAGAUAGAGACUUCAUAUUUGAUAUGCAUACUCCACUAAUUAAGCACUUUCAACACCAAGGUCAAUGACCUUGUGACCUUGACUGUGACCUAUAUGCUAAACAUAUAGCUUUUUCGAACUUUUGCCAUUUACUAACUUUUGAACCAUAUUAGAUAGAAACUUUAUAGUUGGCAUGCAAACUUCGAUAAUUAAGGUCUUUCAAAUAACGCCAAGGACAAUUUUCUUGUGACCU
Messenger RNA from Saccostrea cuccullata (small rock oyster), 951 nucleotides. RefSeq lists its product as uncharacterized. Bases 9 to 578 code for a protein of 189 amino acids. Lineage: Eukaryota; Metazoa; Mollusca; Bivalvia; Ostreida; Ostreidae. The record is from RefSeq and is a predicted model, not a curated record. Gene Ontology annotation, molecular function: protein binding. The transcript is spliced from 2 exons.